CUAGCGCUCGCAUAGGCGUAUUCUGUUCGGCCCAUUCCUGGAUUCUGUUUCCUGCUUCUGCCAAUGCUCACAUGACGUGCACCAGGGAAAUGUGGCCCAUGGGCUGGUUCGAAACAGCACAUGUCGUCGUAAUAGAUGACCCCCCUCGCCGCGACGGGAAAUCUAGUGGAUCAGAGCAGAGCCACACGACAGAUUUUCUAUUCCAUCCCCUUCCUCUACGCACCCGCCUGGGCCGGCGACGGCGCCUCCUCAAAGCUGUUCCGGCGUCGCCUCGAAGCUGUUCUAUCGCCAUGUCUACCAAUGGCCUACAGUUAAACGGGGCCAUUGACGGAGAUGCCGUGUGGAGCUCUCAGGUAAUGCCACUGGAGUCUCAGGAUUCCAUGAGCGCUGUGAAUGUGGAGGCGGUCGCCGCCGGCGAGCCACAGGCCAUGGGAAAGGGGGCCACAUAUGACGUUUGCUCCGAAGCGACCAGCGGGUGGACGCGAAGGUUAGUCAGGGGGCACCAUUUGCAUAACAAUAUUUUCCUCGUCUAUUUGGCUAUUGUUUAUCACGAACAUUGAUUUGUUUUGCCAGACUAUGACUAUAUUGCUUGAUCCGGCGGUUAGUAUGCCUUCCUUGGAUUGUUGUGCAGUAUAGAUGACGGUUGGUUUUUGUUGUGAGAUAUUGAUAUGAGAAAGUAACAUGUAUUUGGUGUCUAAUUAGGGACAUGUGGUGGAAAACUUGUGCAAGCUUAAGUUGGAUCUGUUUUGUUUGGGGAAUUGACUUCGACAGCUACACAAGUUCAUUGGGUUGUAGAUGCGUUAGUCAAUUACCGAUUUAUUGUGGCAUUAUAAUGCGUUGGUUUCGUUUGUCAAGUUGGAACUGUUAUCUCUAGUCUUUUGUUUUUCACACCGAAGGAAGUGGUUAUGGUCGUAGAUGCAUUAGUCAAUUACUGAUUUAUUUGUGCCAUUUUUAAUGAGCUGGAUUCGUUUGUUUGACGCAAUGAUGAUAGCAUUAUAGCUAAAAGAGUUUCAAUUUAUAGGAGUUGGGUCGCUGCAUGAGCCGUGUGAUCUGUUUUGGAUUUUUGUUUCGCUGUUCGUGUGGGAUAAAAAUGUAUCCAUGGCAUAUGUAUGUGGUCUUUUUAUGAUUUUGGAGGUGAAUGAGAUUCUUAGAAUACUGGGAUCUGUAAUAUGUAGUUUGGAUUUAUAUGAUUUGUUUGAGCUAACUUUCUAGGUUUGUUACAUGGAUGGAUGUAGCGAUUAUGCCUGACGUUCUUUAUGUUGAAAUAUUUUGUUUCAAUGGUAAUUGAGCAUUUUCAUCCAUGUUUUUUUUCCACAAAAACACUAUCUGCGGGGUUAGGAUUGGGAAGGCACCUGAGGAGAGGGAGAUGAACGCUGAUAGGAAAACAACACUUGAAUUGUCAGUUCGUGCUUAUGCAGAGACAAAAUCUGGGCCAGUCGUCAAUCCAACAAUUGGCACAUCUUUUGACUUGUUGGAUGAAGCCUAUGAGUUCUACAACCUCUAUUCAUGGGAAUAUGGUUUCGGUGUGAGGCUUGCGAAAAGCAGACUGAAUGUUAACCGGAAGAGAUGUAUGCAAGAAAUAUUGUGUGCUUGUGCGGGAAAACCAAUGAGGGAAAAUAGUUGAUCAUCAAGGUGCGGGUGUGAAGCCAUGAUUAGAUUGCUCUGUUCAAAGGACAACGGUUGGUGCAUAUCAGAGUUCAAAUCUGGCCAUAACCACCCGCUAUUUGUGACAUGUGGAGAAAAAACGCAUUGGAAGUCACACAGGCACAUCGAUAGAUACACAAAGGAUCUGGUGAAACAACUCCGCGAUAAUAAUGUUGGUCUUGGGAAGGUUUUCAGCAUUGUGGGGAGUUUUUUUGGCUCAGUUGAAAAUGUGCCAUUUACAAAGCGUUCAUUGAAGACACUAUGUAGGAAGCUGAACAAGGACCAGUCAGACUCUGACGCUAUGAAAACAAUGGAAAUUCUGGCUUAUAUGAAAGCAAAUGACCCUGACUUCAAUUACACCGUGCAAUUAGAUGAAGACAGCAGGAUAAAAACACUCAUGUGGGUUACAAGUAGGGGGUGUGAUCAGUAUCGGUAUUUCGGUGAUGCAAUUACAUUUGACACAACAUACAGGACCAACCUAUAUGACAUGUCGUUUGGUCUUUUCGUUGGUGUCAACAAUCACUUCCAGAGUAUAAUCUUUGGAGGGGUCAUGAUGAGAGAUGAGAAAGAAGAAUCUUUCAAGUGGGUGUUCCAGGAGUUCAUACGUAUGGUUGGUGGGAAGCAUCCACAAACUAUACUAACAGAUCAAGCACGCUCUAUGGAAAUUGCAAUUAAGGCAGAAAUGCCAAACACAGUACAUCGUUGGUGCAAGUGGCAUGUCCUGAAAAAAGUGAAAGAGUCAAUGGGUGUGCUUUGGAGCAAGAACAGAGAAUUCAAAAUGGAGUUUCACAAGAUUGUACAUCACAUGACCGCGGAGGAGGAAUUUGAGCAAGGGUGGCAGCAGAUGUUGGACAAGUACUCACUCAAGAAACAUCCGUUUCUGACGCAGAUAUACGAAGUCCGCCAUAAAUGGGCUAAACCAUAUUUCAUGGGUGUCUUAUGUGCUAAAAUGACGAGCACACAAAGGAGUGAGAGCGCAAAUCACCUGCUGAAGGGGUACGUGCCUCCAGGAUGUCCAAUGCAUCUGUUCCUCAAGUAGUUUGAGAAGCUUCAAUUUGACCGACAAUCGGAAGAAAGCUUCCAGGAGAAAAGAACAUCACUGGUUAAAAUCUCCAUCGUUCCCCCUACAUUUGUGUUCAUUGAAAACGAGUAUUUAAAAUGUCCUACUUUCUCUGUAAGCCUUCAUACUUGAAAAUGGCUUGACAUCCUAACAUUUGUGAUGUGUGUGUGUUUAUUCCGGUUGCAGAGUGGUGUAUCUCUUAGAUUUAACCUUCCGUUGGAGAGGCAUGCUAGCAAAGUUUACACGAGGGCCAUGUUUGAGAAGUUUGGUGAAGAGUUGUACAAAUGUGGUGCACAUGUACUGGAUGAGAUUGUUCCUAGGAGGAUUUAUAAGUCGACACAUGUUGAAGCAGCGAACAGAGAGAAAUGGAGUAAAGUCCAGUUCAAAAUUGAAGUCAAUGAGGAUGAAAGUUUUUUCAGCUGCGAGUGUGGCAUGUUUGAACAU
This is a messenger RNA of Triticum aestivum (bread wheat), 3148 nucleotides long. Its product is annotated as protein FAR1-RELATED SEQUENCE 5. The transcript has 3 exons. The record is from RefSeq and is a predicted model, not a curated record. Bases 1649 to 2683 code for a protein of 344 amino acids. Lineage: Eukaryota; Viridiplantae; Streptophyta; Magnoliopsida; Poales; Poaceae.